Macroventuria anomochaeta is the source of this 999-nucleotide messenger RNA. RefSeq lists its product as uncharacterized. The transcript has a single exon. NCBI's taxonomy places the organism in Eukaryota, Fungi, Ascomycota, Dothideomycetes, Pleosporales, Didymellaceae. Bases 285 to 770 code for a protein of 161 amino acids. The record is from RefSeq and is a predicted model, not a curated record.
CUUUCCCAAACACUGAAUUUCCAUGAACAAGAUAACCGUUGAUGCAAACUUGAACCGCGGAAAGAGUGCGGCUGAGCAGUUAGCAUGGCAGCAAUUGAUGAACAGUUCGUUCGUCACUGGUAAGCUCAGGUUGUACAUAUGAGCGGCUGAAAGAACCUGUACGACGACAUUAUCUCGCGACUCCAACGUUACAGAUACAGAUCAAGUAGCAGACCUCUUAAACGCCGUCCACACCAACACUAGUUCCGUUGAUCAGCACACUUCGAUUGCAUCGCCUCCUCAAGAUGUUUUUCACAUUACCCUCCACCGUACUGCUUCUCGCAGCUAACAUACUGUUGUGCGCCAACGCAUUAUCAACUCCAACACCGAAGGUCCUAGCUGGUGGCCCAUCAGCUGUCCCCAUCCCAUCGAACUGCACUGUCACCAACCUCACACUCACACUAGGACAGAUGCGCAACGAAUCUUACCUCCCAACAGCGGACGCCAAAAACGAUAUCCUCUACUCUACAUACUAUCCUUCGCCUUCCACAAACAUAACGACGAUGUCUCUGCAAUGUCUUCAGCAGUGCCACGGAUAUGGUGACGGAAGCCAAUGCAAGACAGCUUUCUGGGCAGAGAAGAUGCCGGUUCCAGAAGGUUACUGCGGAAGUUCUGGGGGACAGCUAGAGACAGCUUGCUUAUUCUUUACCCGGGUGCUGGAAGAUCAGGAUUUCAUGCUUGCGCCGGAAGGCCAGGCGCCGGAGGCUUUCGCUUGGAGCUUGCAGUGCUAAAUAAGAACGAAGAAGACCAAAGGGUUUUGGGUGGCACUGUACAUUGUGCAAUGGAAGGACGAGUGUAGCAUGGUCUGGGUGGAGUCAAUUGUAUGCAAGUAGCCGCCUGAUGGCUAACGAGAGUAUCAAUAGUACAACUGGGAGUGUCUGGAUUUGCUUUGUUAAUGCUCUAUCUCGCCUAUCUAGUCAAGGUACCUACUGUUUUCCCGGCCCCCAUCUCGAUCAGCUC